UUUAUAAAGGGACACCCGCCACAACACACAGUCACAACAGACCAGCCCUCGGAUUCAAGUGGACAAGACCUCGCUCGGACGGACACACAGUGGACGACAGCAAAGAGGAACAGUAUAGAGGUCACACACUACAAAUAAAACACCACAGAGGGGGAAACAACGCAUCUCAGCUGGACUGGACUCUUUCAAGUGUUGUUUGAUUUGACGAGACUAUCAGGACCAAAAAGACAGAUAGAUAUUCAGCCUCGGAGAACACAAACACACUGGAUUACAGAAAACGAACAAACAAACUGACCAGAUCAACACAGACAAUCACACCGGACCACAAGACACACACAUUCGCCAGCACCAUGCCUGCCUUCUCCUUCCACCACACCAUGGCCUCCUUUCCAUUCCAGUCUGCAGCAGCAGCAGAGGCGCGCGAGCGCCCCCUAAGGACAGUCCGCACUCUGCGGGGAGGUGAGCUGCCAACAUCUAUCCAUUCCAAUCAUCGCUAUGGUGACACAGCGCAGUGCUAUCUCCAUGGAGACGACUCACUGCGGAGUAAGUUGCCAUCUUGGUCGGUGCGUGAUGUCUUUGGUGAUGAUGAUGAUGAUGAUGAUGAUGGUGAAAGAAGGGGAGAUAUGGGAGACAUGCGAGUGAUGUUACGGAGUGUCAGUGAGGACAGAGGGAAGUUCAUCCCCAUACGAGUGGAGAUCCAGUCUGACGAGGAACUCAGAGGACCCUUCACCCACUUAUGCCUAGACCCCGAGGACAGGCACCCCCAAACAGCCAUCUCGCAAAACAGGCGCCCCCAAGCAGCCAUCCAACAGGAGAGGCACCCUCAGACUGACUGGUCGCAGCAGGACAGACACCACCAAGCUGCUCCGUGUGAACACAGACCACCCCAAAUGGCCUUGUCUGCUGAGAGAGAAUCCCAAACUGUGCUGUGUGAAAACAGACACCAAACUGCUCUGUCAGAGGACGUAUGCCCCAAAACCAGCUUGUAUGAAAACGGAGAGCCCCAGACCACCCGAUCUCAGCAGUGUGGCCCCAUCGAGACCAUCCAGUACGAGGAGGACAACAACAGCGACGGCCCCAAACCUCUGUGCCCACCCGACGCCCGUGAUAAGGUGCUGUGCUACCUGUGGGAGGUAGCCAACCAGGACACGUACCUGCGCCAGCGCCACAAGUUCCGUUUCUCCGUCAUCCCCGACGGCAACUGCCUGUACCGCGCCGUGAGCCGCGCCGCCUUCGGCGACCAGUUGCACCACGCCGCGCUGCGCCAGCACACGGUCGACUACAUCUCGGAGCACCUGGAGCAGUUUGCGCCCUUGCUGGAGGGCGACGCCGGCGACUUCCUGAUCGGCGCGGCGACGGAGGGGGCCUGGGGCGGCUACCCCGAGAUCCUGGCCAUGAGCGCCAUGCUGGGCGUCAACAUACUCCUGACCACCGGGGGCAGCGUGGCGUCGCCCACCGUCUCCACCAUGGUGCACCACCUGGGCAAGGAGGAAGACUGCAGGCCUGUGGUGUGGCUGAGCUGGCUCUCCAAUGGGCACUACGACGCGGUGCUCAACCAAGCCCUGCCCAAUCCAGAGUACCAGGAGUGGGCGCGACACAUGCGGGCACAGGUGGAGACGGACGAGGAGGUCGCCAGGACUACUGUGGACAUGUGAUGAGAUGAAACAUCACCGCUGACACAAAAAGACACGCACACGCCUUCUGUGUCCGACUCCUCAUGAAAAAAAGUGUGCACACACAGGUGGAACAGGAUGAUAAAGUGGACAGACAUCUAACAUACCAGACUGCUGUGAACUAAUUUUAUUAUUAGCUGAUGCCGUGCCUAUUUUUCCAAAUCUUUUAUGCCAGUGCAGACUAUGACUUAAUGUUGAAAAAUGUUGAGUGUGUUGUUUAGUGACGCGUUUUGCUACUACUAUGCACUGAACUAGGAAACUUUAACUUUUGGUUGGAAUUGUUUACAGAUUUUUAUUGAGUUGUUUUGAGAUGCAUUCUAUGACUUAGGACACUUUAACAUUUGUUUGGAACUGUACUAUUGAUUUUAUUUAUUGAAUAUAGUUUUUUUACUGAAUGAUUUUACCAACUAUGUGCCUUUAAGUGAAGUAUGUUUACAACCCAUUUAUUUUGCUUGCAAUGAGCCAAUGUACUAUUAUAUAUUAUUUAUUAUAUGUGUGUUUUUGUAACUUUCUGGACUUUGACCAAAUUUCAUUUACAAAUGAACAAAAUAAAUAAAGCAUUUAUGUUUUAAA
Molecule: messenger RNA, 2246 nt
Organism: Engraulis encrasicolus (European anchovy)
Lineage: Eukaryota; Metazoa; Chordata; Actinopteri; Clupeiformes; Engraulidae
Exons: 1
Coding region: 351-1655 (434 amino acids)
Biological process (GO): protein K63-linked deubiquitination
Molecular function (GO): cysteine-type deubiquitinase activity
Source: RefSeq, a predicted model, not a curated record